Carcharodon carcharias (great white shark) is the source of this 602-nucleotide messenger RNA. Its product is annotated as leucine-rich melanocyte differentiation-associated protein. The coding region runs from base 54 to 602 and encodes 182 amino acids. The record is from RefSeq and is a predicted model, not a curated record. Lineage: Eukaryota; Metazoa; Chordata; Chondrichthyes; Lamniformes; Lamnidae. The transcript has 5 exons. Gene Ontology annotation, molecular function: protein binding.
CCAGGAAAAAUUCAGCAGCUGCAGAAAAAGGUGCCUCUAGCCCAGCAUUUUUAAUGAUGCAGAUACGAAGAAUGUCUUUUGCUCAUCAAAACCUACAAGAAGUGCCUUUCAUCAAAAUACUCCGGCAUGCAGACAGUCUUGAAGAACUUGACCUCAGCCACAACUGUCUUGAUGAAAAUCUUUCACAGCUUGGGGAGCUGAAAAAAUUAACUACGUUGAUUUUGGAUGGCAACAAUUUCACUUCUCAUGUUAAGUUUGCUUACAUGCCGAGGCUCAGCACCUUGUGGAUAAAUAAAAACAAAAUUACUAACUUGGCUAUUUUCAUUGCAGAGCUAGCUAAAAACUUUCCGCAAAUCAGGAUUCUGAGCAUGAUGAACAAUGAGGCUGCACCAAGCUAUUUUAAUGGAGGAAGCUUAGAGGACUACAUAGAUUAUAGGCAUUAUGUUGUUAGCCAAGUACCUACACUGAAAGUGCUGGAUGACAAAGAAAUAAUGCUUGAGGAACGAAUGGAAGCAGAACGAAUCUAUCGACCCAAAUGUUCGAAGGGCACAUCAAGAAGUAAAGGAGCUAAGGAAAACACUUCCAAUGUAUACAGUGCAUAG